CCAGUGAGACUCCGCCAGAAUGCCGAAGAAUAAGGGAAAGGGUGGUAAAAACAGACGUCGUGGAAAGAACGAGAACGACAACGAGAAGCGCGAGCUGACUUUCAAGGAGGAGGGACAAGAAUAUGCCCAGGUCGUCAAGAUGUUGGGUAACGGCCGAUUAGAGGCUCUCUGCUUCGACGGUGAGAAGCGCCUGGCUCAUAUCCGUGGAAAGCUUCGCAAGAAAGUCUGGAUCAACCAGGGAGAUAUCAUUCUUCUCUCGCUCCGAGACUACCAAGAUGAAAAGGGAGAUGUCAUUCUCAAGUACAACGCCGAUGAGGCCAGAAGUUUGAAGGCCUAUGGCGAGCUCCCAGAGAGCGCCAAGAUCAACGAGACCGAUACUUAUGGCCACGAGGGUAUCGAAGACAACGUCGAGUUCGACGAGGAUCGUGAUGACAGCAGUGACGACAAGGACAUCGAUGUCGAUGAGAUCUGAAUUCAUACUCCCUCCAAAAGCGGCGCGUCCUUCCUCGAUGGAUUUCUUCUACUGUUCAACCAACGGUAUCUAUCCGGUCGCCACUGUCCAUUAAGAAACUCGAGGACGUACGGUUUUCUUUUCAGCGACUUGUCAAUGUAACUAAACCGGAUUGAUGAAGGCUCUCACUUAUUGGAUCCUAGGAGUAUUGGUCCAUCGAUAAAGGAUAUCAAUCACCUGGCCGAACUUACC
Messenger RNA from Nannizzia gypsea CBS 118893, 703 nucleotides. RefSeq lists its product as hypothetical. Gene Ontology annotation, molecular function: translation initiation factor activity; RNA binding. The transcript is spliced from 3 exons. Gene Ontology annotation, cellular component: cytoplasm. The record is from RefSeq and is a predicted model, not a curated record. Lineage: Eukaryota; Fungi; Ascomycota; Eurotiomycetes; Onygenales; Arthrodermataceae. Gene Ontology annotation, biological process: translational initiation. The coding region runs from base 20 to 472 and encodes 150 amino acids.